AAAAGUGCUGUCAAAAUUGCGAACCGCGGGCUUCAGCCGCACAUGUUUAUAAACAAAAAAUCUAUGCAAAACGUUUCGCUGGUUUCUCUUGCCGUUUCUACUCGAAAAUCCCUGUGAUUUAUUAAUCCAGUUUACUGUACAUGAUGGCAGAUAAAAAGUCCGGCCCGAGCGGUCCUGGUGGCCCUGAACGUGGUGGUCCAGGAGGAGGAGGCGGUGGCGGUGGCGACAACAAGGAAAAGCGCCGCAAGGAAUCGAUCCUUGAUCUGAGCAAAUACCUGGAGAAAACCAUACGGGUCAAGUUUUCCGGCGGGCGGGAAGCGGCCGGCGUUUUGAAAGGAUAUGAUCCGCUGCUCAAUUUGGUACUGGACAACACGGUGGAAUUCCUGCGCGAUCCGGACGACUACAAGCUGGCGGAAGAAACGAGACAUUUGGGACUGGUGGUUUGCCGGGGGACAUCGGUGGUGUUGAUUUGUCCCCAGGAGGGCAUGGAGUCCAUCCAGAAUCCGUUCAUCACGCAGGAAGGUUAAGACUAAGAUCACGAAACUGUUCCAGUAGAAUCUGUUGAGUUCACUCAAUUUGUACAAUUUUCAAUAUCAACUUCUGCAAUUACUAAGUUGCUUGAUUCCAAUGGUUCACCCAAAUAUGAGUUAGUUAAGCUGUAAUCAUAUGCAAACUAUAACGACUUCUACUGUUUCUGCAUCUGCAUUUUCUUUUUGGCACCUAAAA
Aedes aegypti (yellow fever mosquito) is the source of this 726-nucleotide messenger RNA. It is a transcript of the gene LSm7, whose product is annotated as U6 snRNA-associated Sm-like protein LSm7. NCBI's taxonomy places the organism in Eukaryota, Metazoa, Arthropoda, Insecta, Diptera, Culicidae. Gene Ontology annotation, biological process: nuclear-transcribed mRNA catabolic process; mRNA splicing, via spliceosome. The record is from RefSeq and is a predicted model, not a curated record. The transcript is spliced from 3 exons. Gene Ontology annotation, cellular component: spliceosomal tri-snRNP complex; U12-type spliceosomal complex; U6 snRNP. Gene Ontology annotation, molecular function: RNA binding. The coding region runs from base 141 to 527 and encodes 128 amino acids.